UAUAUAGGGUUCCCGCUUCAACCAUUUCCAGUGAACAAUACAUACUGGAUUCUCAUAUAGCGAGUGACACGCAUAAACAUACAGAUACGUUGAGCCGUGCGAGUAUAAUCUGGAAAUAUGGCAAGCCCAAGAGUGUUAGGGACUACUUUCCUCGUCUUGCUUAUUUUAGACCUCACCUUUGCUGCUAGGACACUGAAGUCAAUCAGUGGAGGUGGAGGUGGAGGGCAGGGAGGAGGAGGUGGGGGGGGUUCUGGAACAGGACUCGGGUCAGGUUCUGGUUCUGGGUCUGGAUAUGGGAGCGGUGAAGGAUAUGGUGCUGGUGGUCAUGGAGGAGGUGGAGGCAGAGGCGGAGGCGGGGGCGGGGGAGGUGGCAGUGGUGGAGGCAAAGGGUCAGGUUCUGGCUAUGGGUCUGGUAGCGGCUCAGGCUAUGGUUCCGGUGGUGGGAUAGGUGGCGGCAGAGGUGGUGGUGGCGGUGGAGGCAGUGGAGGUGGUGGUGGUGGAGGUCAUGGCUCCGGAUCAGGAAGUGGGUCAGGCUAUGGUAGUGGAAGUGGAAGUGGAAGCGGUGGUGGCAAGGGUGGGCAUGGAAGUGGAGGAGGAGGAGGAGAAGGAGGUGGUGGGGGUGGAGGAGGAGGAUCUGGCUCUGGCUCUGGCUCAGGUUAUGGUAGCGGGUCUGGUUAUGGCUCUGGAUAUGGAGGAGGGAAAGGUAAUUAAGGCUUGCCAUGAACACAGAGGAUACCUUUUCUUUUGUAUUCUGAAAUAAAAUUGCAGGAGCUCACACAUGCAUGCACAUAGCAUGUUGGCGAGCAACUGCAACUGUGCAUGUAUGUCUACAUUAUAAAUCUCUUAAUAAAGAUCACUUUUUAGAGCA
Molecule: messenger RNA, 868 nt
Organism: Populus euphratica (Euphrates poplar)
Lineage: Eukaryota; Viridiplantae; Streptophyta; Magnoliopsida; Malpighiales; Salicaceae
Product: putative glycine-rich cell wall structural protein 1
Exons: 1
Coding region: 118-711 (197 amino acids)
Source: RefSeq, a predicted model, not a curated record